This is a messenger RNA of Erpetoichthys calabaricus (reedfish), 11578 nucleotides long. It is a transcript of the gene fbn3, whose product is annotated as fibrillin 2b. The transcript is spliced from 65 exons. The coding region runs from base 256 to 8847 and encodes 2863 amino acids. NCBI's taxonomy places the organism in Eukaryota, Metazoa, Chordata, Cladistia, Polypteriformes, Polypteridae. The record is from RefSeq and is a predicted model, not a curated record. Gene Ontology annotation, molecular function: calcium ion binding.
GCCCUCCCCUUUCCCAAUUUUGGGAAGACCUUUCUUUCCCACUUCUCACUCGGGGGUCCUAUUAACUCUCCUCGAGUCAGUCUCACGGAUCCACAGCAAGAGCCGAGUGCAGCUGCGAUCGUCCCGAGUGUUACAGCCAGCCAGCCCUGGGACUCUGCUGUGGGAGGGCAACAAAAGUAGAUUGGAACUGAGGUUUGAGAGAACUCAAGCGGAAACUGACUUCUGUGUGAUUGUGGAAGUAGCCCAAAGGUGGCCAUGUGGACCUCCUGGUUCAGGAGGUUAGUCCUCGUUUGGACAAUGGUGUCUUGGACCUCAGCCCAACCACCCCGUUCUCUGGGAGAUGGGGCCUAUGAAGCCAGCAGAUUCUCCGUGGGAAUUGAUGAAAGAGAUGCUGCUAACCGCGUGAGACGCAGGGGCCAGGAAUCACUUCGUGGCCCCAAUGUGUGUGGUUCAAGGUUUCACUCCUAUUGUUGUCCAGGAUGGAAGACCUUACCAGGAGGAAACCAGUGCAUCGUGCCUAUCUGCAGGAACACAUGUGCAGAGGGCUUCUGCUCACGUCCCAACUUGUGUACUUGCUCUAAUGGGCAGCUCUCACCCAGCUGUGGCGCUCAGGCAGUGCAGUCCUGUAAUGUCCGCUGUAUGAAUGGAGGUAGCUGCAAUGAAGACUCCUGUUCGUGUCAAAAAGGCUACACAGGAACUCAUUGUGGGCAGCCCGUCUGUGAAAAUGGCUGUCAGAACGGGGGACGCUGUAUUGGACCUAACCGCUGUGCCUGCGUCUACGGCUUUACUGGGCCCCAGUGUGAGAGAGAUUACCGCACUGGACCAUGCUUCACACAAGUCAACAAUCAAAUGUGCCAAGGGCAGGUCAGUGGAAUUGUCUGCACCAAGACCUUGUGCUGUGCCACUAUUGGACGUGCUUGGGGUCAUCCUUGUGAAAUGUGCCCAGCUCAACCACACCCUUGCCGCAGAGGUUUCAUCCCCAACAUCCGUACAGGGGCUUGUCAAGAUGUGGACGAGUGCCAGGCAAUACCAGGGCUAUGCCAGGGAGGAAACUGCAUCAACACAGUAGGUUCUUACGAAUGCAAGUGCCCAGCAGGGCACCGGCAGAGCGAGACCAACCAAAAGUGUGAGGACAUCGACGAAUGCAGUACCAUCUCAGGCGUGUGUGAUGGGGGAGAGUGUACCAACACAGUUGGUAGCUACGUGUGCACGUGUCCACGUGGAUAUAUUACAAGCCCAGAUGGAUCUCGUUGUGUUGAUCAGCGUCGGGGGUCAUGUUAUGCUGCUCUUGCUAAUGGACGUUGUGCUGAAGAACUACGUGGCUCAUUUACCAAGAUGCAGUGCUGCUGUGAAUCUGGUCGCUGCUGGGCUGCUGUCCAUUUCCCGGAGAUGUGUCCUGUGAGAGGCUCCGAUGAGUACCGGAGACUGUGCAUAGUUGGUGUUCCCCACAAUGGAGGUGGAGGUGUUGGUGGUGGUGGAGGAAAUGGUGGCUUUCCUGGCUCAAACAACAUUGACUUUGGUAAUGGGAAUGGUGGACCUGGGAAUGGAGGUGGCAAUGGAAUGGGACCCUCCAAGAUAGAUACUUUGAACCAGACAACAGAUUUCUGCAAGCACUUCACCAACCUCUGCUUGAAUGGACGAUGCAUUCCAACACCAUCCAGCUACCGCUGCGAGUGCAACAUGGGCUUCCGACAGGAUGUUCGUGGGGAAUGUAUUGAUGUUGAUGAGUGUUCCAGUAGCCCUUGUGUUAAUGGAGACUGUGUGAACAAUCCAGGAUCGUACUACUGCAAGUGCCAUGAAGGAUAUCAGAGCACCCCGACAAAACAAGCUUGUAUUGAUAUUGAUGAGUGCAUUAUGAAUGGUAUUAUGUGUCGAAAUGGGCGCUGUGUGAACACGGAUGGCAGCUUUCAGUGCAUCUGUAAUGCUGGCUUUGAACUUACUCCUGAUGGCAAGAACUGUGCAGAUUAUGAUGAGUGUGCCACCACAAAUAUGUGCCUGAAUGGAAUGUGCAUCAAUGAGGAUGGCAGCUUCAAGUGCAUCUGCAAACCAGGAUUUUUCCUGGCUCCGAAUGGGCGCUACUGUACAGAUAUUGAUGAAUGCCAGACCCCUGGAAUCUGCAUGAAUGGUCGCUGCAUCAAUACAGAAGGGUCUUUCCGCUGUGAAUGCCUACCUGGCUUGGCAAUUGAUGUGGAUGGUCGUGUAUGUGUGGACACACACAUGCGCAGCACGUGCUACAGCAGCAUAAAGAAAGGGAUCUGCACACAGUCCUCUCAGAGAGCCACCACAAAGUCAGAAUGCUGUUGUGCUAACCCAGAGCAUGCCUUUGGAGAGCCAUGUCAGCCAUGCCCCGCCAAGAACUCAGCUGAAUUUCAGGCCCUGUGCAGCAGUGGGAUUGGCAUCACUGUAGAUGGAAGAGACAUUAAUGAAUGCGCUCUCAUCCCUGACAUCUGUCAGUAUGGCACAUGUGAGAACCUGUUGGGCAGCUACCGUUGCAUCUGCAAUAUUGGAUAUGAGUCGGAUCCCAGCGGCAAGGUCUGCAUAGAUGUGGAUGAGUGCAAUGUGAACCGGCUGCUUUGUGAUAAUGGGUUGUGCCGAAACACUCCUGGAAGUUACACCUGCACCUGUCCAAAGGGUUUUGUAUUCAAAUCGGAUUCUGAGACCUGCGAAGAUGUGAAUGAGUGUGAGUCCAAACCCUGUGUGAAUGGAAUAUGCCGUAACACAGCUGGCUCUUUCCACUGCGAGUGUUCCCAUGGUAGUAAACUAGACUCCAGCAACACAGUUUGCGUGGACAGCAUGAAAGGAACCUGCUGGCUCAAUAUUCAAGAUGGCCGCUGUGAAGUAAACAUUAACGGUGCAACCCUCAAGUCAGAGUGCUGCUCCACUCUAGGUGCAGCUUGGGGCAGCCCAUGUGAGCGCUGUGAAAUUGAUACUGCCUGCUCCAGAGGCUUUGCUCGUACGAAAGGAGUCCAGUGUGAAGAUGUGAACGAGUGUGAUGUGUUCCCCGGAAUCUGCACCAAUGGGCAAUGUGUAAACACUCAGGGCUCCUUCCGGUGUGAAUGCCCACCAGGGCUCACCUUGGAUGGCACAGGCAGGACUUGCAUGGAUGUACGCCUGGAACACUGUUACAUGAAAUGGGAGGAAGAUGAAUGUGGUGAGCCACUCCCAGGAAAAUUCCGCGUUGAUUCGUGCUGCUGCUCAGUUGGUGCUGCAUGGGGUUUUGACUGUGAAGAGUGUCCAAAACCAGGAACCAAGGAGUAUGAGGCCAUCUGCCCCAGAGGGCCAGGUUUUGCCAUCCGUGGUGAAGUCCUAACUGGAAGGCCGUUCUACAAAGAUGUAAAUGAAUGCAAAGUGUUCCCCAGCCUCUGCUCCCAUGGAACAUGUCGCAACACUAUUGGAAGUUUUAGAUGCCGUUGUAACAGUGGCUUUGCCCUCAAUGCAGAGGAGAGAAACUGCACAGAUAUCGAUGAGUGCCGUAUCUCCCCUGACCUGUGUGGUCAUGGCAGCUGUGUGAACACACCAGGAAGCUUUGACUGUGAAUGUUUUGAAGGCUAUGAGAGUGGAUUCAUGAUGAUGAAGAACUGCAUGGACAUCGAUGAGUGUGAGAGGGAUCCUCUACUGUGCCGUGGUGGUACUUGCAUCAACACUGAUGGGAGCUUUGAGUGCACCUGCCCUCCAGGCCAUGAGCUUAGUUCUGAUGGGGUGUCCUGUGUUGAUGUUAAUGAAUGUGAGCUCAGCGAGAACCUAUGCAGAAAUGGACGUUGUGUGAACAUGGCUGGCACUUACCAGUGCUCUUGCAACCCUGGUUAUCAGGGCACUCCUGAUAGGCAAGGAUGUGUUGAUAUCGAUGAAUGCACAAUCAUGAAUGGAGGAUGUGAUUCUCAUUGUACCAACUCGGAGGGCAGUUAUGAGUGCAGCUGUCGUGAGGGUUAUGCCCUGAUGCCUGAUAAGAGAACCUGUGCAGAUAUUGAUGAGUGUGAAGACACCCCAGAUAUCUGUGAUGGAGGCCAAUGCACCAACAUCCCUGGGGAGUACCGCUGCCUCUGCUACGAUGGCUUCAUGGCCUCCAUGGAUAUGAAAACCUGCAUUGAUGUCAAUGAAUGUGACCUGAACCCCAACAUCUGUCUACAUGGGAGCUGUGAGAAUACCAAGGGAUCUUUUAUUUGUCAUUGCCAACUGGGUUAUUUUGUGAAGAAAGGAAGCACAGGGUGCACUGAUAUUGAUGAGUGUGAAAUUGGAGCACACAAUUGUGACAUGCAUGCAGCUUGUGUGAAUGUUCCAGGGAGCUUCAAGUGUCGCUGUCGUGAUGGAUGGAUAGGGAAUGGGCUGAAGUGUACAGACUUGGAUGAGUGUGCCACAGAGGACCACAACUGUAACCUUAAUGCCAACUGCGUCAACACACCAGGCUCUUACCGCUGUGCGUGCAAAGAUGGCUUUAGUGGAGAUGGUUUCUCCUGCUCAGAUGUUGAUGAAUGUGCCGACAAUGUAAACCUUUGUGAGAAUGGGCAGUGCCUAAAUGCUCCAGGAGGCUACCGCUGUGAGUGUGAGAUGGGCUUCACCCCUACUGAGGACAGCAAAGCAUGUCAGGACAUUGACGAAUGCACAUUCCAGAAUAUCUGUGUCUUUGGAACUUGCCAGAACCUGCCUGGAAUGUUCCGAUGCAUUUGCGAUGAUGGAUAUGAGUUGGACCGUGGUGGUGGCAACUGCACAGAUGUCAACGAAUGUGCUGAUCCUGUGAACUGCAUCAAUGGCCUGUGUGUUAAUACUCCUGGAAGCUACCUUUGCAACUGUCCUCCUGACUUUGAGCUUAACCCAACUGGGGUAGGCUGUGUUGAUACACGUGUUGGGAACUGCUUCCUGUCCACCCUAGACAGAGGAGAUGGUGGUAUUUCUUGCAGUGCUGAGAUUGGUGUUGGUGUCACUCGGGCCUCAUGCUGCUGUUCCCGUGGUGGUGCCUGGGGCAACCCCUGUGAAUUGUGCCCUCCUGUAAACUCAACGGAAUACAAGACUUUGUGUCCUGGAGGAGAAGGGUUCCGUCCAAACCCAAUUACUGUCAUUUUGGAGGACAUCGAUGAAUGCCAAGAACUGCCUGGCUUGUGCCAGGGAGGAAAUUGUUUUAACACUUUUGGAAGUUUCCAGUGUGAGUGUCCAUUAGGUUACUACCUCAAUGAAGAUACACGAAUCUGUGAAGAUAUUGAUGAGUGCACCGCCCAUAUUGGAAUCUGUGGCCCUGGAACCUGUUACAAUACACUGGGCAAUUACACUUGCGUCUGCCCUCCUGAGUACAUGCAAGUCAAUGGAGGCAACAAUUGUAUGGACAUGAGGAAAAGCUUGUGCUACCGCAACUUUAAUGACACCUGUGAAAAUGAGCUGUCUUUUAACAUGACCAAGAAAAUGUGCUGCUGCUCCUACAAUGUGGGCAAGGCCUGGAACAAACCAUGUGAGGCAUGUCCCACCCCAGCCACACCGGAGUACCAGAUUCUGUGUGGUAACCAAGCACCUGGAUUCAUCAUUGACAUUCACACAGGAAAACCAAUAGAUAUCGAUGAAUGCCGUGAAAUCCCUGGAAUCUGUGCCAAUGGUGUAUGCAUCAACCAAAUUGGUAGUUUCCGCUGUGAAUGUCCCAUGGGCUUCAGCUACAAUAACAUCUUACUCAUCUGUGAAGACAUUGAUGAGUGCAAUAGUGGUGAUAUCCUCUGCCAGCGAAAUGCCAACUGCAUUAAUAUCCCUGGGAGCUACCGCUGUGAAUGCUCUCCUGGUUUCAAGCUGUCCCCCACAGGAGCCUGUAUAGAUCGCAAUGAAUGCCAGGAAAUUCCCAAUGUCUGUAGCCAUGGAGAGUGUAUUGACACUCAAGGUAGCUACCGCUGCGCUUGCCACAAUGGUUUCAAAGCUACUGCUGACUUAACCAUGUGUAUGGAUAUUGAUGAGUGUGACCGGCAGCCAUGUGGAAAUGGCACCUGUAAGAACACGGUGGGCUCCUAUAAUUGCUUGUGCUUCCCAGGCUUUGAGCUGACUCAUAACAAUGACUGUAUGGAUGUGGAUGAAUGUUCAGCUCUAAUUGGCCAGGUGUGCCGUAAUGGUCAGUGUAUCAACAGACUGGGUUCCUUCCAGUGUCUUUGCCAAGAAGGCUUUGAAUUGACACCCGAUGGAAAGAACUGCAUUGACAUCAAUGAGUGUAUUAGCUUCCCUGGUACCUGCUCUCCUGGCACAUGCCAGAAUCUGGAUGGCACAUUCCGCUGUAUCUGCCCUCCGGGCUAUUCAGUUCAGAAUGACCACUGCAUUGAUAUUGACGAAUGUAAGGAGGAGCCCAACCUUUGUAUGUUCGGGACUUGCACCAACAUCCCUGGUGGCUUUCAGUGCAACUGCCAACCAGGUUAUGUUUUGUCUGACAACGGCAGGCGCUGCUUUGACACACGUCAGAGUUUCUGUUUCACCCGCUUCGAUGCUGGCAAAUGUUCAGUACCAAAAGCCUUCAACACAACCAAGGCCAAGUGCUGCUGCAGCAAAAUGCCUGGAGAGGGCUGGGGAGACCCUUGUGAGCUUUGCCCACAGGAAGGAGAGGUAACCUUCCAGGAUCUGUGCCCUUUUGGCCAUGGGGUGAUCCAAGGCAAUGGGAACACCCGUGAAGAUGUGAAUGAGUGCUUAGAAAACCCUGGUGUUUGUGUGAAUGGAGUGUGCAUCAACACAGAUGGCUCCUUCCGCUGUGAGUGCCCCUUUGGCUACAACCUGGACUACACUGGAGUCAACUGUGUUGACACUGAUGAGUGUCUGAUUGGCAACCCCUGUGGCAAUGGAACCUGCUCCAAUGUUGUGGGUGGUUUUGAGUGUGCCUGUGAUGAAGGAUUUGAACCUGGACCCAUGAUGACCUGUGAAGACAUCAAUGAGUGCUCCCUGAACCCACUGCUCUGUGCCUUCCGAUGUGUCAACACUUUUGGCUCUUAUGAAUGCACCUGCCCAGCUGGGUACACCCUGAGGGAUGACAGGCGAAUGUGCAGAGACCAGGAUGAGUGUGCUGAGGGUCUGCAUGACUGCGAAUCUCGAGGGAUGUUGUGUAAAAACCUUAUUGGGAACUUCAUGUGCAUCUGUCCACCUGGCAUGCAGCGCCACCCAGAUGGGGAGAGCUGUAUUGAUGAGAAUGAGUGUCGCACAAAACCAGGCAUCUGCAAGAAUGGCCGCUGUAUCAAUACAGAGGGUAGUUUCCGAUGCCAGUGCAACGAGGGUUUCCAGGUCAGCGUUACUGGCACUGAAUGUAUUGAUAACCGUCAGGGCUUCUGCUUCACUGAGGUACUCCAGGUCAUGUGUCAACAGUCCUCCACCAACCGCAACACUGUCACCAAAUCCGAAUGUUGUUGCAAUGGAGGUCGUGGCUGGGGAUCCCACUGUGAGAUCUGCCCUCUGCCAGGUACCACACAAUACAAGAAAAUGUGUCCAUUAGGUCCUGGAUACACAACAGAUGGAAGAGAUAUUGACGAGUGUCGUGUACUGCCAAACCUUUGCAAGAACGGCCAGUGUGUGAACACCAUUGGGUCAUAUCGUUGCCACUGUAACAAUGGCUACACCAGCGACCUGACCAGCACAUCUUGUGUCGACAUGGAUGAAUGUGCCCAGUCUCCAAAACCCUGCAACUUUAUAUGUAAGAACACAGAGGGUAGCUACUUAUGCUCCUGUCCCAGAGGGUACAUUCUGCAACCUGAUGGCAAAACCUGCAAAGACCUUGAUGAAUGUUCCACUAAGCAACAUAAUUGCCAGUUCCUCUGUGUUAACACCAUUGGAGGUUUCACCUGCAAGUGCCCACCUGGUUUCACACAGCACCAGUCUGCCUGCAUUGACAAUAAUGAGUGCAGUUCCCAGAGCAAUGUGUGUGGGUCCAAGGGAAUGUGUCAAAAUACCCCAGGAAGCUUUAGCUGUGACUGUCAAAAGGGAUUCUCUCUUGAUGGAACAGGGCAAAACUGUGAAGAUGUAGAUGAAUGCGUUGGAAACCACCGUUGCCAGCAUGGUUGCCAGAAUAUGCUGGGUGGUUACCGUUGUGGAUGCCCACAAGGUUAUGUUCAGCACUACCAGUGGAACCAGUGCGUAGAUGAGAAUGAGUGUGCCGGAGCACAGAUCUGCGGCUCUGCCUCCUGCUACAAUACACUGGGUAGCUUUAAGUGUGUUUGUCCGUCUGGCUUUGAUUUUGAACAAAAUGCUGGUGGCUGCCAAGAUGUAAAUGAAUGCAGUUCAGACAGUAAUCCAUGCAGCUAUGGCUGCUCAAACACCGAUGGUGGCUACCUAUGUGGCUGCCCAGGUGGCUACUUCAGAGCAGGGCAAGGCCAUUGCAUCACUGGUGCUGGCUUCAGCCAAGUCCCAUACCUGACCUCACAGCCUGAAGAGGAUGAUGAGAGUGCCCUUUCCCCAGAGGCUUGUUAUGAAUGCAAGAUCAAUGGUGACCAAAAGAAGAGACGCCAGAGACGAAACAUUGAAGAAAAUGAAAUACAGAAGGAUUCCCUAAAUCUAGCCAGUGUAGACAUUGAUUCAUCUAUACCAAUGAAUUUGAGUCUGGCAGCUAUCCAGAAGGAACCCAUCCUUGAACUAUUGCCUGCAAUCGAACCCUUGGAGCGGCAUGUACGCUAUAUCAUCAGUAAAGGCAAUGAGGAUGCCCACUUCCGUAUCCUGCAACGACGUGAUGGAAAGAGUGUGUUACGAUUUGGACGCAAGUUACCUCCUCCUGGCAGCUAUCGACUGGAAAUUGCCAGCGUGCGUCUCUUUGGGCCACAGGAGCUGCGUCACCUGGAAGAUGAACAUGACAUAGACUACCUCCUUGGGGAGACUGGUGAUGCCCUGCGACUCAAACUCAACCUUCACCUGCAUUAGGCAUCUGAGACUCACUGCCUGCCCUUGUCAGUGGCACUGCAGAGAUGCUGACACUUUGGAAAAAACAGAUUCUUCUUCUACUGCCAACACCCCCUCCCCACCCCUUCCCGUUUUACCUUACCUGAGCUGCAAUUGCCAAGCUGGAAGGCACCCCCAAGUCAUUUGAGGUUUGUGUUUCACUUCCUAGAGAAAAAUGAAAACAGCAGAUUGUCAUUCAGUUUGACAGCCAUGGGAAAUGAAGAGCACCACAGCCAGAGUUCGACAAGGAAGCUUGUUCAGCUUUUUACUUUCUGCUGUUUUCUUAGUCUGGGAAAGUUUGACACUUUAUGUGCCCCCUGCUGUUUCUGCUCUUACACACUGGAAGGGCUCUUAAUCAGCUACAGAUACAACCUGAAGGGCUGCCAAUGUGUUCAUAAGUGCCUUACCCAGUGGCCUCAAAUCAGCACUCUCUUUACUGUAAUACUAAGGGUGCCAUCAUCCUGGGGUCAAAGGUGAAGUGUUAGCAGUGUCUAAAUUCAAUUUUUGUCAGUAUUCUGUAUAAUGUUAAAAAUUAAUUUAAAAAAAAAAGAUAGAUAGAGGACUGCAAAUGUUAAACCUCCAUUUCAGGACUUGGGCAGAAGUCCGAACGAGUGCAAUAACUUGCUGGUGCUGUUUCAGGGUCAAAGGUCAUCUCUCAUUACUUCCCCUGGUGCUUCUGUGCCUCCCGGUGUGUGCGUGACACUAUCAUCUGCAUGUGUGCAGCUCUAAAGAAAAUUGCAAGUUGCUACUAUUGCUUAUAUUAAUAGAACUUAAGCAAUGUUGGCACUGACUGUAUAGCACAAGCCCCCUAAGCUUCCCUCCAUUAGCACAAAUACCACUUGUUCUUUUUACAGCAUUCAUGGAAAAUUGUGUGAAAGUUGCAUUUCUCUCUCUCCACAUGGAGAGGGUCCUGUACAUACCAGUUUUUCCUCACCUCUUCCAAAUCGGCUCAUGGUGCUUCUUGGUGAGUAACAAUGUGACAUCACUAUCAGGGCUGCCAGAUGGGGAGGAGGUAAGGCCAUUGUGUUUGUGAAAAUACAACUUUUGGGUGCCAAAGCAAAAAACCUAACAAUCAGCCUGUUGAGCCAACUUAAGUUAAAGAUGGAAGUGCCUUCAAAACCUGCAAACAAUGCAAAAAAAUCAAGCAGUUGUCCAAAAAUGAAACAAUUACCUCAUUUAGAUGCUGUGCCUUGCUGUGCUGUCCUUAGGAAGAAGCACCUGUUCAAUCUGCUGUUGCUGGGAGCAAUGUGUGCUUCUUUUUAUUUUUUUGAUAGGUUUGGAUUGACAUGUCUGCAGAGCACUCCCAUCACGAUUUGCCUCCAUACUUAUGACCACCUCACCUUUCCGUAGUGAUCUGCAAUUCUGUAGUUAAAGGGCUUAUUCAUUUAAUUUAGUCACAAUUUCUCGUGAGGUGUUACUUUUAUGAUGUUUCCUUUUAAAUACUGUUCCUUGUCUCCUGCAGUUGAUUGAAUGAUUUAAUUCCAGCAGUUGGAGGGCAAUGCCUUCACAGACUGGGGGCCUAUUAAAUUCCACCCUUUAAAAAAAAUUCUGUGUUUUUUUUUUGCCAUGUUUAUGAUUUAGAUUGACCCCCCCAAGGUGUUGAUGAGUCUUUUUCAUGAAAAGGUGUCAAGGUUCCUUUUUUCCUAUAGCUUGAAAGCAUGUUCAGCUUGACCUUUCAUUGGAGUCGGGAGAGCGGAGGGGGCAUGUUAUGCUGCAUCAGCCUCAUGCACACCACCAGCACACUGGAGCACCCACCUCACUGAAAACAUGUUCAUCAGGUGUUUAAAUCAGUGGUGCUAAAAGAUUGCCUCCGAACAGUCCGGGAAUCGGAAAAGCAGUCACAUUAAUAACAUUCUCUGUGAGGUUUUUCAUUUUCUCUUUAAUUUUGUUUUUUUUUUUUUUUGCAAAUUGUGUUUAAAGCUGAAAAACCAAAUAUUUGUAAACCUGCUUUUAAAACUAAGGUAAAUGUAUAUUUUAAAUGAAGUGUAGAUGUUUUUUUUUGUGUUUUUGCUUUUACCAAGGCUGCCUAAUACUUCUUUCUCUUCUUUUGUGGUGGACUGCCUGAGAGCAUUAAGGUGCCAAGGCCUAACUAUUGAGACACUUGUGCCCAUCUCCUACUUCUGCUUGUUUUUUUGCAGAAGUAUAUACUUUUUGAAGGAUGUAGACAUGGCACUUUAUGUAGACAUGACUUGUCUGAAAUGAAAGUUUGUGUUAACUGCUACCAAACUGCUGAAGAAGCCUCAGGUGGUAAAGUGUCAAACAAGCCUGGCAACAUCCCCUCUAAAACCCAUCGGUUUUGGUACCUGACAGCUCUUCUCCCAUACCUGCGUACUGUACUCUGCCUUGGAUAUAUUUAUGCAUAAUCAAUCUUUUUUCUUUUUUUUUUAAACUGUUUUCCAUGGCGUUAUUCUUAUUUUAAUAACUUUGCCACUACAUGUAAAAGCCGUGCACUGUAUACCAGCUGAGUGUGGAUCUCGUGUCUCAAGGUUUUUGUGUGAGCGACUGAGCCAGAAAGCACAGUUGUCUCUAUAAAUGUACUGUCCUCUUUAAAGAGAGUGUGAGCACGUGAUCAUACCAGCAUGUUGUCCAGUGGGAGCACAUAGUCUGUACUUGCAGUUUUAUUGGCUCUGGCAGACAUUUUUUGUGUUUUGUUUUUAAUUUUGUAUCUGAAACAUCUGUGGCAAUAAAAAAUAUUGUGGUUUAUAUUUUUAAA